AGAAAAUGACCUGAGCUAGCUAUACAGUUCAUAUCGAUAAAUAAAUUUGUUUCCAACUUCAAGAUGAGGAGAACAGACAAUGAUGACAUUCAACAAUACCCAAAACCCAGAUGACCGAGGAAGAAGAAAAAGAUUUCCCUAUGAAAUCUAGUUUAAAACAAAAACUUCAAUCUCUUGGAAGAAAGUGUAAAAUACAAGAUCAAAUGAAGACAAAAAACUUCUAUAUUCUUGUCCUUUUUCUUGGAGCUUCAACAUUGUCACUUUGGUUGCUAAGCAACCCAUCACCUCAUCUUCAUACUAUCGUUACGCAAACCCAUAUACAAAUCAAUAACAUAAAGAACAUUCCUGAGAAUAUUCGGACCUCUCACAAUGAAGAGUACAAAGUUGAUCCUAAUGUGCUAGAGGAAUUAGGCUUUCAUGAGACUCAUUCCAUUUCAUAUGAUAAUUUACAGAAAGACAUUGAAAAUUUGCCGAUAGGAACUGCAAUAAAGCCUGGACUUUAUGAUGAAAGCAUGCGCUUAAUUAAAUCUUGCCAUAAACAUUUACCGUCAAAGAUGAUCUUGAUUUAUGACCUUGGUAUAAAUUACCAUAAACAUCAAUUGGUGAAAACUUACUGCAAUGAGACAAGAAAAUGCACAUUGAAGAUAUUUGAAUAUGAACAGUAUCCCUCACAUGUUAAGGACUUAGAAAUAAAAAGUUAUAGACCAAUAAUUAUACAGGAAAUUUUAAGAGAUUAUGGAAUGGUUUUAUGGGCAGAACCACCAGAAGUAUUACUGACGGGUCAAAUUAAUCAUUUGAUAAAAAAAGCACAGACAUUAGGACUUAUAGCAUGGACAAUUAAAGAUCCUGUAUCAUCACUCACGUAUACAAAAAUGCUAAAACAUUUCAAGGUUCGAAUAGAGGAUUAUUAUUUCAAAGAGUCAGCAAAAACUAGUCAAUUAAUAUUGUUCGAUACAGAAAAGAUUCACAAGGAAUUAAUGUUGCCAUGGGUAAAAUGUGCCCUUGUUGAAGAAUGUAUUAGCCCUACUGGAGCUCAAAACACUGCAUGCAACUAUGAACGAAAGCCGUUAUUUAAGUAUUCUGGGUGUCAUAAAUACGAUAUGUCAGCAUUUGAUGUGAUUUUAGGUAAAAUAUUUAAGCAUUCAAAAGGGUAUGCUGUAGAAGAAAGAGUAUUUGGUGUACCAAAAAUAGUUGUUCCUCAAAUUACAGAAAAUUACCAGAUGUAUGUUUCACAUAAUGUCACAACAGACUAUAUAGAAAGAACUAGACUCAAUCAAAUUCCUUAAACAUGUUAAAAUAGAUAUUUUAAAUCAUGAUUCAAGUAAUCAAAAAUUUUGUAUACUUUUAUAACUAAGAGAAAUGUUAAAUUUCCAUGGAUGUAAUGAGAGUUCAGUAAACUGGUUAAUGUGCAGAGAUCACAGAACAGUUUUUAGAAAGUUGUUGAACUAUUUACUGUGGAUUCAUUAUUAUUCGUCGGAUACCAUUUUUCCUGGAUUCCGUGGGUAAAGAUGAACCACAAAUUCAAAUGUUCAAUGAAGUACAAAUUUUCCAAAAGGCUUGUGUGCAGACUUCUGCAAAACUAUGAAAUCAAAUAUCCACGAAAAUACAAUUUUUCUCAAUGCACAAAAAUAGGUACCCACAAAAAUAAAUGAAUCCACAGUAUUAAAAAAAUCAUGAAAAGGAAAUGUGCAGCCAAUUUGUCAAAAUGGUUGAUGUUUUUAUAGCUUGAUAAAGAGGUAUGGUUUAGUCAUGCAAAUUGCUCAUUUAUUCAAGAAGAAGACCUCUGCAGGAAAGUAAUAUGACAUGUAGUAGCAAACUUAUUAUCAAAACAAUAUCAUAACUUUUAUCAUUUACAAUACAUCUUUCAUGGUUAUGACUUGGUAGGCAACAGGGGCAUUAAGUGUUACCCUUGACCAUCUGGCUUUCCACCCGUCCCAUUUUGGUUUCUGCACUCUGACUUAUGUUUGCCUCAUGCAAAUUUUAUAAAACUCAUACACAAUGCUAAGAACCAAAACUUGCAGACAGAGCUCGAAUUUGGGAAGCUAGUCACUUACAGUUCUAGAGUUAUGCCCAUUUAUAACUUGGAAAAUUGCAAUUUUUUUUUGUUUCUGCACUCUAACUCAAGUUUGUCUCACCCAAAUGUUAUGAAACUCAUACACAAUGCUUAAAACUACAAAAUGCAGACAGAGUUUGAAUUUGUGCAGUGAGUCAUUUACCGUUCUAGAGUUAUGCCCCUUUAUAACUUGGAAAAUUUCAAAGCUUGAGCGGGGGCAUUCGUAUCCUCAGACACAUUCUUCUUUUAUUUUUAUAUUGAAAUGAAUAGGAUGAUAUUAUCUGGACUUUUCAGUGCAGAAAUGUCACUUGCGUUGUCACGAACGUCAUUAGUGUACAUGUAGAAAUGACAUAUUUGACCUAAAAUGACCAUUUCUCACAAAGAUUUUGGCAAAAAUAUAAAAAUGAGCCAAAGUCAUAGUCAAAAAGAUGACAUCAACAUCUUUUAUUUAGACAUCUUAAAGCAACACUUCUCUUUUUGUAAGGAUGUAGCAAAAGUCCAAAAUAAUAUACUUAUAUAAAUGUUAUUAACAAGAUCUCAGAAUGAGGUUGUUUUGGAAGUAAUUAAGUUUUUGCACCUAUAUUACAGUUGUUCACCAGCUACUAUGGAAAUUUUUGAAGUUUUUUAUCCAAAUAUUCCACACAAAGGAACUUAAUUGAUUUAUUCAGCAAGAUUUUUCCAAUUUUUGUUUUCAUUCCAGAUUUUUGUACUUUUCAGAAAGUUUUCAAUGUUGUGCUCCUUAAAUUGCUCAUUUUUACAUUUUAUAUUUCAACAUAUUUAAAUGUUCAGUAUAGAAAAUAUCCAUUGUUAAAGACACAUUCUGUUCAACCCAGCCAUUUGAGUCUUUGAUCCAUUUUUUAAUACUUUUACAAGAAUGAAUGCUCCGUAGAAAAUUAUUUUAGGAAAAAGGUUUCAUGUAUUCUAAGCAAUGUUGAAGAAACUAUCUUAUUUUUAGAAAAAAAGAGGUAAAGUAGUGUUAAGGAUAUUGCUCCUCUUGUUUUUGAUUUUUUUGCCAGAUAUUCUGAAUCCUCUUGUUUUAUCCAUGUAGAGCCAUUAAAAAUUUUUGCCCGCUAACCCCUACUUUUCUUUUCAUAAUUUUAUUACAUCUAGUUUAAAAAGCCAUAUUUGAAAAUCUUAUAAAAUCCUUGUUAUUUUUUCAUUGUUUUUGAAAGAAAAAAGGUGCCAAUGUUAAAUGUAUGAAAAAUCUAGAGAGAAUCAUUUCUGCCAAAUUUUCAAUGGCUUAUAUCUCGAAAACAAGCACACAGACCCUUCAUUUUAUUCUGUUUUUUAAGUUUCUUCAUUUAUAUACUAUCAAUUUAUAACAGUCGUUUAAAAAGCUUGUUAUUAUGAAACAGAGGAGCUAACAUCCUUAAGGAUAAAAUAUAAACCACUGUAAGUAUUUACGGUACACGUGUGUUUUGUAUUUGAGCAAUAUAUAAAUCAUCUGGAAAACUCAAAAAAUAAACUGAUCAAUUUUUGCAAUGUAUAUGAUUUAAGGGUAUGACAAAUAUAAAAAAAUUUGAUGCUAUUUUGUGUAUUUUUCCUUUGAUCUUUUUUGUGAUAAUUUUUCAUAUCAUGCUACUUGCUUGAGGUAGAAAGUUAUUGUCAGAAACUAAGGACGCACCUGCUGUUGCAAUGUAAACAUCUACAUCGUCAUAAGCAAAAUAGCGAUAAACAGAUUAUUAAUGGUCUUUUAAACUCAAGGAUGUUUCUUGGCCACAUCUCAUCACAGGGCUAUCGCCCUUCGGUGAGCUUGUAGCUGAGAAACACCCUCUUGUUUGGAAAACCAUCGAUACCAGCUGCUGCUAAUCAAAUUCAAAGUUUUUUAUUGAGAUAUUGAAGGAACAAACUAUUAAGAUAUGUCUGAUAGCUAUUUUAGAACAUUAACAAUUAAUAUCCAUUGCAUAUUUGUAUUUUAUUUAAGAUUGCUCAAUAUGGAAUCAAUAUCGUUUAGAAAUAAGAAUAGACAUAGAAAUUUUUUAUUAACCAAUCAUGGACCCUUGCCGGUUUUAAAUUUUAUACAAUAAUUAUAAUGAUAAAUAAAACACAACAUUUAUAGAAUAAUGAAUUGUCAGUGCAUGAACAAGAGAGCAAUUAGGGAAUACAGUAUUUUAUUUAAAGCUGAUUACUUCCCUUUGUACAAUAUUUGAUAUGUCAAAUCUUGUGUUAUUCAGAUUUUAAAACUUAUUUUAGUAGAUCAUCUGAAAA
Mytilus californianus (California mussel) is the source of this 4261-nucleotide messenger RNA. RefSeq lists its product as uncharacterized. The transcript is spliced from 3 exons. The record is from RefSeq and is a predicted model, not a curated record. The coding region runs from base 111 to 1286 and encodes 391 amino acids. NCBI's taxonomy places the organism in Eukaryota, Metazoa, Mollusca, Bivalvia, Mytilida, Mytilidae.